This is a messenger RNA of Cornus florida, 1473 nucleotides long. Its product is annotated as sphinganine C4-monooxygenase 1-like. The coding region runs from base 697 to 1473 and encodes 258 amino acids. The transcript has 2 exons. Gene Ontology annotation, biological process: lipid biosynthetic process. Gene Ontology annotation, molecular function: oxidoreductase activity; iron ion binding. NCBI's taxonomy places the organism in Eukaryota, Viridiplantae, Streptophyta, Magnoliopsida, Cornales, Cornaceae. The record is from RefSeq and is a predicted model, not a curated record.
UCGUAGUGAGGUUUUCUGCUUUCCUCUCAAGUCUGCAUUACAUUAUUCACCUCCGGUGAUGGAGUGAAUCUUUACCAAAAGUCCUAACAUUCUAGAAAGAAUUACUUUCUGAAAACCGAUUGAGCAAAUGAAUCAACCAUACCAAAAGCGAAUAUAAAACAAUCCGACCUAAAGAGACCACAUAAUAAACUAAAUACGAAAAACCCUAACAGUCUACUUUCAGAAUUCAAUGUGUUCUAAACAAAAACAAGAAAAAGAUCCAAGAAUAUACUACAAAUCGCAUAUUCUAGUCGUCGCUUACCGAGUCAGUCUUCAACAACCAAAGUUGAUGUUUGUCUUCCAAAUGGCGGUAGAUUAAACAAAAUGAACAAAAUUGAGAGAAAAACAAAAAAUGUAGAGAGAAAAAAAAAAGUUCCAAACGGUGAUCACAAUCCUUAGAUCAAACAAAAUAGCGAGAAACAAACAGAAAAAACAACAAUGUACCCGACACACAAAUCCCACUUUCAUUCCUGUGUUGGGACUUGGGAGUCGUCAAUUUUAACUUUUAUUUUAUUUUAUUCAAAUUGAUCAUCUUAUUGGUCUCCUAUAAAAAGUGCAGUGAUCGUAUUAUUGAUCAGCACCAAGCCCUUAUUUUAUGAGAUUUUUGUUUUUUUUUUUUUUUUUGUUUUCACUAGUACUUAAAAAUACAUUUUGAGUAUGGAUUUUGGAGUAUCAGAUGAGUUGUUGGGGACUUUUGUGCCAAUUUUGGUAUAUUGGGCUUAUUCUGGAAUUUGUACUCUGGUGGGAUCGUUUGAUAAUUAUCGGUUGCAUUCAAAGAAGGACGAGAACGAUAAGAAUUUGGUCUCGAAGACGACGGUCAUCAAAGGUGUUCUUCUCCAGCAGGCAGUUCAGGCCCUUGUCGCAACCAUCUUGUUUACAGUUACCGGAAACGAUGACGAGGCCAAGACGAAUAAAAAAGCUUGCCUCAUUGUUCUCGCACGACAAUUCCUUGUUGCAAUGUUGGUUUUAGAUACUUGGCAAUAUUUCCUGCACAGAUACAUGCAUCAUAACAAGUUCUUGUACUGGAAUAUCCAUUCGCAGCAUCACCGGAUUGUUGUCCCAUACGCGUUCGGAGCUCUGUAUAACCACCCCUUGGAGGGGCUCCUUAUUGACACAGCUAGUGGUGCCUUGUCUUACCACCUCUCUGGAAUGUCUCCGCGAGCCUCCAUCUUCUUCUUUUCCUUGGCCACCAUCAAGGCAAUAGAUGACCACUGUGGGCUGUGGCUUCCUUGGAACCUCUUCCAUGUGUUCUUUAGAAACAACUCUGCUUAUCAUGAUAUUCAUCAUCAGCUAUAUGGAGCCAAGUACAACUUCUCACAACCAUUUUUUGUUAUGUGGGAUAGAGUUCUUGGUACUUACAUGCCUUAUGCAAUUGAGCAGAGAGUCGAUGGAGGCUUUGAAGCAAGGCCUACUAAAGAUUACAAGAAUGAUUGA